AUGCUGCUGCUGCUGCUGCUGCUGCUGCUGCUGCUGCAUGGCACAGAUGCCAGGGGUUCGGCUCCUCAGUGGAUUCCCCAGCGUUCUCUAUGCGGUUUCUGGUAUGUGAACUCGAGAGAAUAAUCACUAGGUGCAGGACAUGCCAGCACCGAUUAAGGCUUCACUUCCUUGCCGAUGUUCAACAAAGGACGUAGAGAUUCGCGAUUCUUGGAUAGUACCUGCACCUAUUGGGGGAAUUUCAGGACAACUGACCUCUCCUUAUGUGCUGCAUACAGCUACAGUGAAUAUAAGAGUUCACAUUAAAACGCUCGCUGUAACCACUGCUUGAGGCCACAGAUAUUUUUGGCCUUCGAGAAAAACCGCCACAAACGCAGGUCAUAUAAAAAUCGUGUGCUCGACUGGCGCAUAAAAAAUGACUUUCCUCUAGCUCCGGACGGUAGAAGUUGUCAGCUUCUGAGAAUUCUUAGUCUCCUCAUUCCUGGAAGGAGAUGGCAGAACCGUAGGCAUAAGGGCAAAUAGUGCUGCCUGCGCGGUUACGUAACAAUGCUAGUACUUGGCUGACUGAACACUUGAUUGCCCUGUAUGCUAAUAAUAUCGCCCCUUGAAAGGCCAUUACUUCGACUUUCUAUGGGGAAGAACUCCCGGCAGGAAUUCGCCACUUUCGAUAAUUCCAUCAGGCAAUAGUUGCUACCGGUUCCCGCUGUGUAACGCUUCAAAGUCCGAAAUUUAGACUUACUGCACAAAUCUACUCCGACAGUCGCAAAUGCCUCGCUUCAACCACAUGCUGAUCGCUUUCAUCGCGUUCACGCCCCCCCCCCCACCUCAGGCCUCCCUGCGACAGUCAAAUGCCUCGUCGACCAGAGGUGUUAGCAAGUAAGAAUGACUCAAAUCCAAUCCGACGAGACUCAUUGAUAUGCAGACCUCACUGACUAAAGUGUCUGAACUGCAACACGCGAACAGUAGCGUGCCAGGCAUGUUCGGGAGAUCAUCUGCAAGCAGAUGACUGGAGUGGUCAAACACCCAACUGCCAACAAAUGAAAGACACCUAGAAGAUCGGAGGUUAUGAGCGAGCUCAUGAAGCUGGUCGAUCAUAAAAGACAUCCAGUAGUACAGACAGACAUUUCUUGCUAGCCGCGAGCAUUAGCACAUUCACUUCUGCGUCAGUGUUACAUAAACUGCGCUCACUUUCAACAUCUUUGCACACAUUUGGUCUCAAAAGUUAACUUUCAAGGUGCGUGUUUUUGGUGACCUUUCGAUAAAUGGGCAAAAUUUGGAUGGUCGAUGUAAAUUUGCCUAUGGAGCACUGUGAAAGCAGAACUUUUCAACAUUUAAGUGAAGAAUCGCAAUUCUGAUUCAGCCAUUCUGAGCUUGGAAGUAGACUAUUAAAUGCAAUCGGCGAAAAGUCUACAACUAAAUCAAGUCGUUCGGGGCGGGGAAGGGCGAACUGUGCGUGCGAGGGCUCGUGUGGGUAAAUGGUGUGAGGGGUCGACGGGAGUCCUGGAGCCCCAACAUACACUCGAUAUUCACGUCUCACUUGUCCACCCUGUUCCAGGGCAUGUGACCAUCUCAGGGAUCGACUCGAACAUAUGCACACCCAUGAACGUUUUCAGUAAAAUAACACAAUCCAGAUCCCAUCGCAGCAGCCUCAGUAACCUCAGUGAGCAUGACGAUGAUGAUGCUGAUGCUGCUGCUGCUGCUGCUGCUGAUGAUGAUGAUGAUGAUGAUGAUGGUGGUGGUGGUGGUGAUGAUGAUGAUGAUGAUGAUGAUGAUGAUGAUGAUGUGGUGGUGGUGGUGGUGAUGAUGAUUAUUAUUAUUAUCAUUAUUAUUAUUAUUAUUAUAGUUACGAUUGUUUUCGUUCAUCACGCACAAAUAUAUUGGGGUAAUUCCAUCGGUUUAGGGGGGCUCAUUAAGUUUUCUCUUCCGUAUACGUUUGCCCAGAUCAUCAGAGAAACAUAGGGAUCCCAUCCAAGUAUGUCAGACAGUGAAGGGACGUUCUGACUUUAUACACUAUUAAAGACAGUAAAAAUUCCAUACAUCGAAAUAUCUACAUCGAAUUUCCUCAGACUUCCGGGGAUCUUAUCACACCACCACUUGAGUAGGUGCCUUUUCGGUACCGUGAGUUUUCGGCAGCUGAAGCAGGCGUCUCGUAAUUGUCAUAACAUCAGACGUAAUAGACUUACUUCGAGUUAAAUUUGCUUGUUCCUUAUCUGAAGCUUCUGACUACAGAGCAUCCGACCACCCUCUCAUUCGUCCCUUUCAAUAAAUUAGAUAUGCAUUAUUGAACUUGUAAGUUUAUCCUGACUAAGAAUUUUGGGUAGGCAGUCCCCCUCCUUUCACGAAGUAAUGUACGAUAACGAUGAAUAAAUGGUUAUCUCUGGUGACAUACUGACUUGUAGUAAAACAAAAUCUCACGAGAAGCUGCAAUUUUAUCAUCGGCGUUGGUCCUGUGUAACCUGUGUGCAGGGCCAAUUUAACGAGUCCAACAAUUCAGGAAAAGGUCUAGCAAAAUCACUUACUAUUGCAAAAAAGUUAAAGUGCCAGGAUUUAUUAGUUGCCGCUCGAGUGCUUUCGGUCUCGAAGAAACGCAGCUCAAAGUAAUGAAGCGAGCACUUUAUCAAGUUCAAGCGAUCAUUUGCGAUCAAAAGGGCUAUUAAAAGGGUUUUCGUGGAACGGAGGAAGUUCGUUAGAACGCAGCAUGCAGUUUGGGUAAGAAAGUACGAAAGCAUGACCACAGGGGUGCCAAUACGAGCAAAAAGGUAACUUCCAGGAAACCGUCGAGAAGAAGUAGACGCGACCGCCAGAGCAAAAUUUGCACGGUUCUUACUGGAGCCCAUCAUUAGAAAGAGUAGCAGAUACAGUAGAUGUGCUAACUCAUGAAAUGUCAACCAAGAUUUCUAAAUGCGUUCUCGUUUCGAAAAGAUAAAUUAGGCAGUGUUGUAAAACUAAUCAUGAUGCAGCAUAAAUCUAUAAUGAUCCAGUUACCUCAGGGUGUCGGCUUUCGAAAGAUCUUAUUUUCGGCUGCCUGCAAGAUCUAUACUCUGUAAAAAACGGCUACUUAAGUAGCAUUCAAUGUUCUCAUUGAUUUUCGAUGCCCUUGAAAAUUCAAUUAUAUUUCAUGGGAAACAUGCAUAAAAAUAUUCAUUCUUUUACUUAUUCGGUAGAAAAUCACGUCUUCCUUCAAUUUCACACUUAAAUUGCAUGCUACUUAAGUAGUCGUUUUUUGCAGAGUAUAGAUCUUGCAUACAGCAGAAAAUAAGUUCUUUUUAAAGCCGACACCCUGAGGUAACUGGAUCAUUAUAGAUUUAUGCUGCAUCAUGAUUAGUUUUACAACACUACUUAAUUUAUCUUUUCGAAACGAGAACGUAUUUCGAAAUUUUGGUCAACAUUUAAUGAGUUAGCACAUCUACUGUAAGUGUCACGGACUCAAGCGGGGUUCAACCUCUAUAGGACGCAGCCGCCACCCAAACCAUAACUGCCAUUUCUUGAGUUCAUCCUCGAUGGUCGUAACUGAUUCGGUGACCGAUUGCUUGGGCGUAUCCGAGCCUCUAAUUGCCUCAGUUGUGGCCACGGAUUUGACUUCUGGAAUGAUAGUCGCUCGAUAAUCUUGCUCGCUAAUGCUGUCACUGAGAUCGGGUUUUGCCCUCGCGCUGCCGUGUGACCAGUUAUUUUGCACAGCUAAAGCGCUUGAUACAGGAGAGGAAGAUCAUUGCGCCUGUUAGUGAUGUGCGAGCCGGAGACCAUGACUCAAGCAGCCUGAGGCUCACGGAGUUACCACCUCUCGCGUAAGUCGCAGCCUCGAUGUUGUGUCGGGGUUUUGUCGAUUGGUUCGUGGCCCAAAAUCUGGUGUCAUUGCACCCCCAUUUAUGCUGAAUGUUCAGCCAUCCGCGUCCGAGUAAAUAACCCAGUUUCAUCGGCGUAGUUGUUUUGUCUGCAAUCGGACCGGAUCCGGUAAACUGCUUCAGACGUUUUCUACCAAUCUCAUGCCUCAGUAUCUGAGAGUUUGUUCCGGUCUGUGUGCGACUACAACUGCAGAUGCCGCGAGAAGGCGGCUAACGGCUCCUGAGAUGUUCUUGAAUUACAGGGAGUUAGCCAAAUUUUCGCCUGGUCUAUCGUCUCGUUUGCAUACAUGCUUGCCGACAAAGUUGUGCGUUAGUCAUUCAUGCGGAUUGGCCUUGGUGCUGCAAUUUUGGGAAAAAUUGUCCCGCCGGGCCACAAAAUACCUUAAGUUGCACCGUAGCUGCUCGUGGAUAAGCACUCACGAUAGGAAUCCGAUCCGUCUAAUGUAGACGGCCGUUUGUCCCGAAGGUUCGAAGAUAAUAAUCAAAGCUGAAACGCCCCUUAGGCCCGCAAAAAGGGUUUUGGUUUAAAUUAUCCACAAUACGUGAGGACGUCAUCUAUCGAAAUUACCGAAAUUAACGAAUUUUAUAACGGAAAGCAAGCUAACACUUCGGAUACGGUUGAGAUCCUCGCAGGGAACCUCAAGUAGUUUGUCCGACAACAACCUUAACCAUCGCAUGUUUUGUCCCAGCAAUCGUUCCAUGUCAAAAUUCCUCCUAAAGACCGGAAAACGACUCGCAUUACCAGUAUCAAUAAAAAACAAGUUCGCGGUUAAGUACAGACGUGAUGGCCUUACAUCUAUCGGCUAAAAAGUGCAAAAAGGCCUACCAAAUAAUUGAAUGGUUUAUUCGGUAUUUCGUAAUCUCCUGUCCAAAGCCCACUAGGGGUUUCUCAAAGCUGAACAAAGAUGGCCGACGUAAUACAUACUGUGUACGUCGGUUUACGUCAAAUCUAGGGGGACCAUUACGUGUGCCUUACCGGUGACCGCUGACAGAUUCGCAGCAAUGUUCAUCAGUACUGAAGUUCCUAAAUGGAUUGGAAUUUUCCGCGUCGGUUGUUCACGACUUGUCUUAGUAGAGCAGUGACCUUCUUGGCGGACAGCCAUAUGAAGUUGAUUUCCGCAAAUUUCAAGGCCGGGGCUGACCGUGUUUCUCGUAUUUAUUAAUGUUCGCGUGCAAAAACAGAAUUGCGAUGGUGUCAUGUUGGCGGAUGACAUUAAUUUUCGGAUAGCCGUCCAUAUUUCUCACAAAAUCCUCUUCGCCUAAAAGAGUGGUCCCGCGCGCGCUUGCUGCAGGACUAGAAUGUCACUCCAACCAACCGAAACAGAGAAACACCUUGGAUUUUGGAUCACGAAUACAACAAUGCUUUCUGCAACAGUACUUGUGUAGGUAUCAAGAGUCGUCACUUUAAUAAUGUAGGCAGUCGGGCGUUUCUUUGCCGUUUUUGGCGAAAACAACUUCUCCGAAGCCUUCGAAACAUCCGUAUGGUCACAUCUUAAAUAUGUGUUUAAGGCCUGAGUGUAAUAGAUAAAUCAAGAUUACAUCAUGAAAGGUCCCAGAGGCAAUCCACCAGAUUACUUGGAGUUCAAGAAAUAUUGUCUUAUUCGAGCUGGAAAAAUAACAUACAUCUAUUUUAUAAAACCAUAGAUACUAUCGCGGAGACUUGUCACGAACCUUCCCCAUCCUUCAUGGAUAGACGGAGUUCUCUUCUGUGGUGAUUUCCUUAAGACUGUUUACAACAAGCCUCCGAGUGAGCACUUUUUAACUAAGUGUUCCUCUCAGAAGAUCCUGUGUCAGAAGUUAUUUUUCCCCCAACCGGCUUGCAAAGCUGUGAAAUAGCCCGACUGCGGCAAUUUUGAUCUCAGUCUGUCUAGAACUUAAACUAUGGCCUUGAGAGGCAUAUGUUACAGCAAAAGCGAGUUACGCCACUAAGUAUGGCAUACAUGCUUCUACCAUUGAGUGAUUAUGUCUGGUUCAUGGAGUUAUUGUGUUUCAAUUAUGUUGUUAUGAAUAAUCCUAGUUCCUGUGCGAAAUAAGCAGCCCACGGGGUUCACUCAAUUCUCCUUAAAUAAACUGAACUGAAUUAAGUUUUUCCCCGCACUGACCACCUGUAACACAUGACCUUCUCGCUGGCUUUCUAAUGUGAAAAUGUCUGGCCCCCAGUGUUACUUCAACUGGAAUCCAUUGGAAAACCCUGCAUAUUGGUUACCUGUACCAUACUGGCUAUGUUUUAAUACCGCACAAUCUUUCAUCAUCCAAUUUCCCCUUUCAGAUUUUACGCUGCUUCUUCAAACUUGGUCAUUUUCACUGUCGCAUUUUCUUUCAUACCGAGUAUAUAUAUCCGGUUCCAUUUUCGCAUCGAGAGCAAAUGGCUGGACAGCUUAGUUUACCUUGAUCAGAAACGAAAUCAACAUCUCCUUAGACCUUCUAUCCUAGACGUGGACAGAUAGAAUAUUGAUGUCAGUUUUCUCAAUCGGAAGUCGGACACAAGUAAUCGUAAUUAUUGUGGAGACUAUCGGCCUUCUCCACUGUCAAGCCUAUCUCGAAAUAGCACUUUGGUCAUGACAUGAUUGUUUGAACACUUAACAUCGAAACCAGAAACAUUUAGGAAACGAAUAUGCGAAUCCCAGUUUCUUGUUGUAAAGAAGAUGAAGAUCCGAUCUCUGGGACAGUGGGUUUAUUAGUCUGAGCUUUCGGUCUCGUACAGGAGGCCAUCGUCAGAGACUGUGAGAAGGCAACAUCAAAUGAGCGGUUUUUGUAGUCACGCCAUGAAGGGGGGGGAGAGAUAUGAGUGCAGCGGGUGGUAUUCUCGAUAAGUUGCGUCCCACGCCGUCUCACGGUGGCGUGACUGCGUGCACCCUUGGCUGGAAAUUGGGAAAGCAUAUAACUCCAGUUUCGAUUUUAAUCAGCCUAUUCGUAAGACGUGCCGGAACCACCUGAAUCUUAUGACCGCUACUCCCACUAUGAUGAGCAACCGUGACGUAAAUGGCCAUGCAUGUUCACCCCGGUCCCACUUGCCUUUGUCGGCAGUCACUUUCUUCGUAUAGUUCUAGUUGUGGUGCGAAUGCUUGCAGGGAUUUACACUGUGCUCCAAGGCACAAGGAGACGAGCUGGUCCCCUAACGCGAUUUAUGAACGUCUUUCAGACAUAUGUAGUUAAUAUCCCCGAUCACAACCGACAGGACAACGAGUCCAUGGUGCAGUGGUAGGGCGUUGAACGUAGUUUUACUCGAUGUGCGGGUUGGAGGCCCGUUUCUCACAAACCUGGGUUUGGACAAAGGCGGUUGGCGACAGUUAAUAAAUCGGCAAUGCCUCUCCUGGCCUCCCUUGUGUUAUGGACAUCCGCCGUCUGCAUAUUAGUAAUGAAAUUCCCAUUUCAGACGAUAUCGGAAUAAUGAAAGUAGCUUUAUUGUUAGGCGCCCGGAGGUAACUUUAAAUUUGGAACUGACACUGAAUUAGUAAAUAGCAUGAGUUGAGAAGUCAGAGGCAAACUCCAGGCAGAAAUGCGUAAAUAUAGUUGGAUUUUGGGUGAUAAAAUUAAGCAUGAGCACUGGGCUACCUAUGGGAAUGGACAUCAGUCCCAGAAGUGAAUGCGCCCAAGAGCAGGAAGUUCGGCCCAUUAAGGACGUUGUCUGCACCACUUCCAUCGUGAAAUAUUGACCGUAAUUUAGGAAAGGAGGUGAGGAGUAGAAAAUUAGACCACCGCUAACUGAAGAAUCCACUGACUGAACGACGGACAGCAAUCUCAAGGCGUUCCCACCCGAAGGACACAACGCAGGAGGCGCAAUGCCUGCGGGUGACAUCAGUUCAGAAGACGACUUCAGUUAACUUGAUGUCCAGAAGUUGUGGGAGCUGCCAUGAAUGCACAAAGUGAUAACAACUCCUCUCAACGAGGGAUAUUUUUACUUAUUGUUGACAUAUCCAAGUAGUUCAUUUCACGUGGCAACUGUGUUGACCAAAAGGAACUGACGAUAGCUGGCUACACCUUCCAGAAAACGCAAGUUAAAUACUACUUCGCGGAUAGAUAAUAUUCGUCAAAUUCAUCGGUGGAUCAAAUAAUAGCAAACAGAAUGAACAAAUACUCAAUUAAUUUGUUGUACACUUUACCCGAGAUAUAUUUUAACUAGAUUAGUGUGUCUAAAAUCCUUCGUGGCUACAGCGUAUAACGGAUUAUAAACGGGCAUCGUCAGGGCAGAAAUAAAUGUCAGCCAUGAGGGAUAAAUAUGCGGUUGAGACAGGAUUGGCCUGCAUGCGGCUUUGUGGACGAAAUGAGGAGAUGACAAGAAGAACCACGAAAAUCAUAGCUGCGGAGGAAGAGUAAUAACAGUGGGCUUAGUAGCAAUAUAAGUGAGAGUUUCCAACUAAACAGGCAAAAAUGAUUAUCUAUCAUUAAACCACAAGCGGACCCCUCUGAAAGUCAAGAAGCUGAGUAUUCGGGAAUGAGACGACCAAUAGCGACUUUAUACUUGCCAGUGUAAAGUGCUUACGUAAUUUUGAUUUCGAUGCCGAUAACUUAGACAUUUAUCUGAUUUCUCGUGGAUGAUUAUUCCAAAGGAAGGCAUAUAUGGAAGCAAAAAAGAGGAAGCGCAUAGAUGUAAAGCAAAGAGGCGGUGGAGCCCCCGUGGCGCAGUUGUGUUUGGCAUAAGACCGAUCUCUCGGCGUGAGAGUGCCGAUGAGCGGAAGAUUGGAGCUAUAAUUAAUGCGAAAAAGGAAGCAAAGGCCAGCUUCGAGUCUCCUAACUUGAUUCACCGAAAACCAUUCGUUAAAUGUCUCGAAACUUUUCUCCCGAAAAUUGCGAACCCAUGGAAAAUCGCAGCAUCCCACCCUCCGAGACGCUCUAUGGAAUCCUAUAGUUGAUGCCCAGUUAACCGCUGAUUGUUUCGACCAUCUCCUAUCCAAAACUUCUAUUAAAAACUUGACCAUUCCGCUUACGACUACCCAAGCAUUGGCCGGUGCAGUUCAUGAAAUUAUAACUUUCACUCUUUGAGAUGUGUCUGUAGCGAUUCGGCGUCUUCGUCAGUCUCAUAGCCCUGGAGCUGAUGGUGUCGCUGUAAGAGUCCUUAAUUCGGACGCAAGUGUAAUUUUUCCAUCACUCUAAUGCAAGAUAUUUAAUUUUGCCCUUGGAAGUGAAACCUAUCCUACUUUGAGGAAGGAAUCACACAUUUUCCCAUCCCAAGCAUGGCAAAUCUAAGUCAUUUGAUGACUUUCGACCAACAAACACCCACCCGGCAGUUUCGAAGAUCUUAGAGACAUUGAUCAAAGGUAAGAUGAUGUGUAAGUUAAAAGAGAAUAACCUACUGAGCGCUUCAUAGCAUGGAUUCCUCAAAGCUCGAUCUUGUGACACUUGUCAGCUGUCUUUCUUUGAUCAUGUUCCCCACCUAGGGACAAUGGUUUUGCAUCUUACACAGUCUAUUUCGACUUCACUAACGCCUUUGCUUGUGUUGCCCAUUCUCUUAUUCUCCUGAAACGGUCAUCUGUCGGAAUAGGUAGCGAACUUUUCAAUUUUAUAGCGUCUUACCUGGAGGCUCGCACAAAACUUGUUAAGAUUUCGAAUGCUAUCUCCAACCCCACAUGUGUGAGGAGUGGAGUUAUUCAGGGCAGUGUACUCGGCCCGCUUUUAGUUUCAGUUUCAGUUUAUUAAGGGAAAGAUAGGCGAGCGCCUUUGAACUCCCUAUCGGUUAAAAGUCGUCGGAGAAAAACAUUGAUAGUGGGAAGGUGAAAAAAGGGGUUUUGCACAUAAUCGCCGACAUCUACUCAAAAAGAGUAAUCAAUUAUGGUUACUAACUAGUUACAAGUAGUAUAAACAAGUUUAAGUUGGUGCCAGUUGUGUGAAUGGAUAUAAGGCUGGUAACUGGGAGGCUUGAUGUGCGUCAAGUGUACACUUAAAGGAAUUCACACAGGAGUAGGUUGCAACAUCGGUGGGCAGGGCAUUCCACGCUGCAAUCACUCUGUGACUGCAAAAGAACUUUCUUCCAUUGAUUCUUGCUUUCCCGGCGCGUAGUUUUAGGGGAUGACCUUUAGGGGAGGCCUUUUCGUUAAAGAUGUGCCAGAAUUAUUUCAGAAUGGUAAGCUCUUUAUGUAUGCCAAGGAUCUGAAAUUUGCGUACAUGUAUAAGCCGGCAGAUCGUGACACCGUGCUCGAGCCCCUAAAGAGCGAUCUAUUGGCCUUUGCCCAUUGGCGCCGCACAUGGCCCUUUCUCUUUCUUGGCAUGAAUGCUCAGUCAUGGUGGUUAGCGAUGAGCUCCAACUCUAACUAAAUAUUGACGGUCACGGCAUAAAUGUGCCUGGGGUUAUUAAGGAUGUGAGUGUGUCAUAAUCCAAUAGUUUUAAUCUUUCGGUGCAGUGCGCCCUGAUAGUUUCCACAGCACUUAGAAAAACCGGGUUUUUCGUUCGAAAUUUAAAAACUAGCGAUAUUGGAAUUUGCCCUUAAAAACUGUACACCAGACCUUGCCUAGAAUACCGUUCGUUUUUAUUUAGCCUCCUGGGUGCUGUUGAGCGGCAAAAAAUUAAAUCCGUCUAGCAUUUUUUUUUACCAAAAGAGUUUUAACCCAUGAACACCUACAUUUGUCUUAGCAAAAACGUUGCCGACUUACAGGCCUUGAUCCAUUGUGGUUUCGUAGAUUACAAAAGGGACCAUUUUGACUAUUUAGGCUUUUAUAUAAUCAUACAUUUAACCCACCUACUGCUUUAAGUCAUUCUGUCCACCUCCGACCUAACAGUCACCGUGAGGUAUUUUAUUUCUUCCUCUGGCGCGUACUGUUAAACUUUGUCGUUUCUUUUCUGUGAACGAAAUUGCUGUGUGGAAUAAAUUACCCAGGGAUAUAAAAAUUCUGCAAAUUAUCCUUUUUUAAGAGAACUAUUAAUCGCUUUUUGUAUUCAGAAAAACUCCUACAAAUUUUCGGUACUGAAUCCAUCGAUCAAAUAUAUUGUAGCGAUGGCGUUCUUGGUCUCUGAUCCUCAUGACCGGUCUCAUCGAGGACAAUUUCUUUGGCCAACAGCAACAGCUGUUCUUCAGUGCUUCUGUUUGAUCCAGUCCCGACUUCAUGAGAACGAACUGAAAAUGGGGACAGCCGAACCAGUGUUACCCACGUUUUCUGGACUACCGUCAGUUCACGGGCAGCUGUUUUUUCUCCUAAACCACCCAACUACAAAAACGCAGUCCUCAGGGUUAAAUUAUAAGGAUUUUUUUCAUUGACCGCCCGAUCUGUGCUUUAUUUUUUCUUUGACAGUGCCUGUAGACUGUUAUUGAUUAUUAUUAUUAUUAUUAUUAUUGUUAUUAUUAUUAUUAUUAUUAUUAUUAUUAAGAUGCUGCCGUCACUGAAACCGUAGACGCUUCUGUCGAAUAAAAAGACGCAUGCUCAGUCAAAUUAAAUCUCAUAAGUCUCCUUCAUCCGACGGACUACCUAGACUGAUAUUUAAGGAACUUUCAAUGGAGACUGCAAAACCUCUUUCAACUGUCUUUGAGCUGUCAAUCAGAAUGGGCAGGCUGCCCGAGUAGUGGAAGGCAGUCAGCCUCGUUGCCUUAUAUAAGGGAGGUAACUUAAUGGCUGCAAGCAAAUUCAGGCCUAUUUGCUGAACUUGCCUCCUAUGCAAAAAGAUAGAAAUUCUAGUAAAGUUUGCCACACACCAAUUGUGUGAAGAAAAUGACAUCUUGCAGAAUUUUCAGCAUGGUUUCCGGAGAGGACGUUCCUGCAUCUUAAAUUUGCUAACUUGUCUGAAGAUCUGGACUAGGACUUAAGAAAAGGGCUUCGAUGUCGAUGCCGUGUACAUCGAUCUCCGCAAAGCACUCGACGCUGGCUCGCACCAACUCCUUCUUCACAAACCAUGCGCCCUCGACAUCCAAAUAGGUCCUCGGAGCCGAAUAAAGGCGUCUCAGGUUGGUCGGGAAUAGCGUGUCCGUGCCGGAGAUGAUGCGUCGUAUUGGACGAAUGUGAUUAAUGGGGUGCCUCAAUGCCUAGUUCUCGGACCACUAUUCAUCAUCCUUUAUGGUAAUGACAGAAAUGCGGUAAUUUUUUUUACUUUCCAUAAUUAAGCUAAUAAAUUCUUAUACACGUAUUAUCCAACUACAUGGUGAUCAUUUGUUGACUGCUACUUACAUUUAUUAAAUUGUUUCAUUCGGUUAUAAAAGAAAUUAUAAAGUAAUUCUGCCAUAUUUAUUUAUCUGAUACACUUUUUAUAUUUCAGUUAGAAUUUCAAUCGGCUUUGUAAAUGAUACGCCAUCCCUGCACGUUUUUUUUUCGGGGACGGGACUAUAAUUAGCUAAGGUGUUCAUAUUUAGGCGCACAGCCCCUCUCAAAUGAGGCAUAGCUCCUUCUGUCCGGGAGAAUUGGCCGGUCCGGACGGGGCUGGCGCUAGCGUGGUAAAAGGGAUUGCGGUACAUGGGCAUAAUCAACGAAACAAUGACACCAAACAACAGACGGACGCGACAGCACGCGCUGUCUCAAGACGAACUAAGAUGUAUUUUAGCAGAUAUAAGCAACAGUACAAAGAAGUGCAAGUGUACAAUAAACUUUAAAGUGAAAAAUAAAACAUGCACGUAAACUAAGACUUCUUUCCGUCAUUUUCUUACUAUGUUCUUAUUUUUAGAUUAUUUUGCGCGAUUUGGAGUCCCAGGUUUCUGUCUGCUCAUAGCUUUUUACUUCCUUGUCGCCUUCCAUCAUUUUUCGGGCUUUAUUCCGCUUAUGACUUUUGGACAGUCAUUUUCGCCUUUGCCUUUGUAGCGGCCGAGUACGCCAGGGGUAGCACACACCAAAGUAAUGAAACGCUGAGAAGAGUUCCUGGUGGAGAUAGGUCUGAACAGAACUUUUAGCAUCUCCUGACGCCUAUUCACACGCAGGAGAAGGUACGUCAAGCAAGAGCUAUAAUACACUAUAACGAGAUGGGCACGGGAAAUGUGUAUAAUAACUGUUAGUAUACUUGUAGAAUGAGAAACUGCAAUGAGAUGACCUGUCUGAAUGGAUAGGCGAUCCUCGCAUACUGGCUAAACGGCCGGUGCGGAUGCAGCGCUGUGGAAAACUGCUGGGAAGUGGCGAGCGGGGAGCCGACGUUGAGCGAGAGAGAGAGAGAAAGAGAGAGACGAGAGCUGCGAUGCGUUGUGGGAGGGGGGUGUCGGCGGUAGUGAGAUAAAGGGACACCGGCCGUCUUCACCAGCACGCAGUUACACCAUCUCCAUCCCAGGUCCGCGCCAAACGUUUCGCAGCACUCAUACAACCCUGUUCAGGUGCAGGGACGUUACACCUUGCCAUGCGUCCCACUCAUCUUGUUUUUCUGCUGCGUAUAAGUGUGCCAAUAGUUGCACCAUGCACCACUUGCGCCCAGGCCGUUACCUUUUUGAUGCAGACAUGAAAGGCCCUCAGAUUUAUAGCCAGGGUUUCGCAUAACUGUAGUUGCCUAAAAAAUGCUAUAUGUGGACCUUGAUCAAAACCCGGCAACCUGAAGUCUAUAACAGCAGGCCACUUCAAGCUAGUUGUAUGUGUUAUCGGGAUGUAACCAGAGUUUUCCGAUUUUGGAUUAGUCAUGAUAGAUCCUUAGCGCGUUGCCGGUUGUCCCCGGCACCACGCUCAUGCGCUAACCACCUUGCAACUUUAAUCCUACUGGCCAUUGGAAGGCUGUCAUAUAUGAUAGUUUGCGACCUCGAUCCUCUUCGUAGCUAAUCCUCUGCGUUUACAUACCUUUAAUUGUUAUGCUCAGUCUUGCCUAUCGGUCUAUUCAUUAAACCUGCUUUAAUCGACUGGAGGUCCUAUCAAUACCGUGGUCAGUUGAUGCGCGGACACUUUGGGCUGGAGAGCGCCUCCCCGACACCCAAACACCUCAUCGUCGUUUUUGAUUGCAUGACCAGCCAACGACCGUCUCUAGACCAACCAGUACCUGCCAAGGGAGCACUGCGUGUUCCCUAUCCUGUCUGAAUUCCAACCGUCUUCCCGUCGUUCUAAAUAAGCCCUAAUCUUCCCUUAGGCCACUGUCUCGCGUUCUUAUCGGAUGUCGAAUAAGGGGGUUUUGACUCUUAGCACGGUUGUCGCUUACAGUGUCUCCGCCUGUUUAAACCGCUGAAAAUAAAUGCAGGGCUAUUAUUGGCUAACGGGUUUUCCUUGGGUUUUCUGCGGCCUCAUCGGUGCCUGCCCAGUACUCUCAUGCUCUCGCGCCUCCUCUGCUCGGCUUCUCAGGUUUGCCGCUCGACAUGCGUGUCGUGUGGCCUCAAACCACUUUUGAGAACCACACUUCGAUCUACUCCGCGAAAUUUUUCAACAGGCACUGACCGAAUUGCUGAGGGUUUGAAUGAGCGUUCGCGAACUGUGGUUGGAGCGUGGCUGGGGGUUCUUGCUGGGAUGACAUUUGGUGCAGUAAUACUUGGGGGCGUCACACGGUAUGCGUUGCUAAUGUAACUUUAUAAUUCAGCCUUACUGAAUCGGGCUUGUCAAUGGUCGAUUGGCACCUGUUUAAAGAGGUUCCGCCACUCACAAAUGAGCAAUGGAUUGCAGAAUUUGAAAAGUACAAGAAAUUUCCCGAAUACGAGCAGUAAGGGAGUGCAUCUCAAUUUAUUCUAUUUUAGUGUCGUACGUGAACGUGGGGAGAUGACACUUUCUCAUUUUAAAUUCAUUUGGCACAUGGAGUAUGGACAUCGUCAAUGGGGUCGUCUGCUCGGUCUUGUCUAUGCUCUCCCUGCUGGAUAUUUCUGGUAUAAAGGCUAUUUUUCUAGGCGCAUGAAGCCUCGGGUUAUCGCUUAUGGGGCGCUCAUUGCUUUUCAGGCACGUCGACGUCAUGUAUUAUUUAUUCCUCGGCUUUCAGCUACUUUGUUUUGCACAUUUUGAACUCAUCCUUCAUACAUUGUUUUACUUCUAUCUCAGGGUACUUUUCGUUUUAGGGCUUGCUAGGUUGGUAUAUGGUUAAAAGCGGAUUGAAGAAGCCCCAACCACCGGUAGGUGUUGGUCCGAACGAGGAUUUUGUCGGCGUGCCCCGAGUGAGCCACUUUCGCCUCGCUGCUCAUUUAAGCGCCGCGACCAUUCUGUACUCUCUCUUUUUGUGGGCUACCUUCAGUCACUUCGUAAAGCACCCGAAGGUGAGCAAUUGAUUUCCUGUUUUAUGUUUUAUCUUCCACGCUCCCUAAGAACCACUUUCCUACAUUCCUCUGUGACGAUUGAUUACUGCUUAUUUACUGUCGGUGGACCUGUCUCAAGCAGCCUUUUUUGUACUUAGUACGGCUGCGAUCAGGUCUGAUCUAGCCGGCCUCGAUAAUGUCUCGAACUGUACCUCUCCACGCGUAACGAUCCGCGGCAGCAGGUCUGGACAGUUCAACCCAUUCUCUUCGCCAGCGACGGAGACCGAAUACCGAAGAUCCAGAAACCACCAUCAUGUCUCGAGCCAGGUUUUGAGUUGACCGUCUCUUCGAUACCUCCAAUGAGUUAACGGUGCCGGAUGGAGCGCAAUAACACUAAGCACUAAAGGUGGACGACGAAGAACAUGCCCAAACCACCACAGUCGCCUUUCUUUGAUUGCCUGGGUUAUCUUUGCAAUCUUGUCGCAGCGAGCGCGCAUUGCGUCAGUUGAGACGAAAUCGAUGUAGCUUACUCAAAGGAUGGUCCUUAAACAGUAGUGGUCAAGCACCUCCAGUGUUCGCUCGUCCUCCACGCGCAACGCCCAGCAUUCACAACCGUAGGGAAGGACAGACCGGACAGGUACACGCGACUCUUAGUGGCGAUGUGAAGAUCGCGUCGGACCCAUAGGCAUUUCCUAAGGCUCGAGAAAACCUGUCGGGCAGCAUCAAUUUGGGAGAUAAUGUCAUCCUUACUCUGCCCAUUCGGCAGCAGCCUCGCCCCAAGGUAUUUAAAACUGUUUAUUUCAACUUUGAUAACCAUUAAUCUCGAGAGGUGCCUUCUCCUGGUCAGAGCUGCAGCUUGAAAACAUUUAGGUCUUCUCAGCGUUUAUGGAUAAACUGACCGCUUUAGCGACUCCGAUCGCCCAUGACACCGUAGACUGCAGAUCACCAAAACAUGAAACAAAUAAGGCAAUAUUAUCGACACCUUUGAGAUCAGUCAGUCGGUGUUCGGGUGCAAAUUCAACACCGUUACCAUCUUGUAGGGCACUCCAGAGAAUCCAGUCAAUAGCGCAGUUAAACGGAAUGGGUGACAGGAUACAACCCUGUUGAACGCCAGACCGAAUACCAAACGGUUGGUAAAGAUUGUUGCGGACCAGGACUCGCGCGGUGGUGGAGCGAUAAUAGGCCCCGGUCGUGGCGAUGGUUUUUGGCGGUACACCAUCUAGUACCAUUACCUGCCAUAGAGACUCACGGUGGACGGAAUCGAACGCGGAGGCAAAGUCAACAAAAUAGACCACCGUCGGUUGCCGGUAACUAUGGCGAAAUUCGAGAAUGCGCCUCAUUUGGAAUACCUGGUCAGCGUAUCCACGUUUAGCAGGAAAUCCGGCUUGGUUCGGCCUCGUCCUAGAGUCACGCACAGCCUGGAAUCGCUACGUAGGACAAUAGUAAAGAUCGUCACAGCAACGUCGAUGAGGCUUAUGCCGCGGUAGUUCUCGCACCUUGUCUUAUCUCCAUUUUCGAGGAUAAGUACAAAGAUGCCGAAGCCUCAGUCAUCCGGAGCAGUCUCGUUUCUUCACACAUGUUCAAUCACCUCAUGGAGAUGGGGCGCAAGAGUGUCGACACAAGGCUUGCAGAUUUCAGCGGUAUACUGUCCUCUCCUUCGAAAUUGGGGUUGCAUGGCACUGCAUAGGUUGUAGACGGAAGAAACCCCGCUGCAGAGGAGAGCAGGGACGAGGUGGGUUGGGUAUCAAAGUUGAGAUGAUGCUCGAAGUGCCAACGCCAGCUCACGGCUUCAGCCGAACUGUCAGCAAUAAAGCCGCCAUUCACGUCGCCAACAGCCACUCUGUGUAGAGGGCUUACCGCUAACUUGGCGCAUAAGUUGGUAGAGUUUUCGAGUGUUACCAACGUUCGAGGCUUGUUCCAUGGAGGUCGCUAUUUCAGCCCAAUAUUGCUUCCGGUCAUCCCUGGCCGACUUUGCCGUCAUCUUUCGAAGUUGGCGGAAGAAAUAAUCAUUACGGGACCUGGCUCGAGCCGUCUGAGCAGACAACUGCAGGGUUCCUCCACUGAUCCAGUCACUGCGGCAUCGCUGGGUGUAUCCAAGGAUUUUCUUAGCUGCCCCAUAGGCUAACGUUUUUAGUGAAGACCACUGGUUACUGCCGUCUUCGUCGUCCCGGGUCGUAAAACAGGAUCGGAUUUCUCUGCCCAAGGUCUCAGCAGUGCUGGUUUGUCGGAUGUUUGCGACAUCGAGGCGUAUAGAACGUGGCAUUUUUGGCGCGGAUGAGAGGUGAACCUUCAAGCGUGUACGAACGAGGACAUGGUCCGAUUCAUACUCUUGGCUUCAGCGAAGUUUGUGUUUUCUUGCACUUCGUACCAUUUCUUAAAGUUUCCCGUAAUUUAUAUGCGUAAAAGCCUUGCAGUAUUUCCAGAAUCACGAUUUUUAUUCGUAAACGACCUGUUAUUUAAUUUGCCUCAAACCUUGUCUUUUUGAAAUCGUCUGUACCAAUUUAAAUGAUCUUAGUGCGAAGUUGAUCACAUGCCCACAACCCGUAUUAACUUACCACUGCGUGCUCAUGCAGGAGUGUAUGAAGACGGAAUAUUUUCACAUGGCCCAGCGAUGUUUCACUCAGGAACUUGCCCUAGCAUUUUCACCCCAAUUAUUUUUACUAUGAUAAACCUGCUCUGUCCGCCCACAACGUUGAUAAGUUUUGUCUGUUAGGUGGAAUAUCUCUGUAAUACUGUGGUAUUCCUCUAGCUCUAAAAUACAAGUUGCGCUGCCUCUUUACGAUCCGUAUUCUACACUACAGUACGAAGGAGGAAGGCAAGGACCGUCCUGGCAACGAUCCUGGACUAGACCAGUCUUUCUCUUUAAUUUCGUGAUAUUGUUUAUUAUUAUCUGUCUGAAAAAGACCUCAUAAUAUAGGCCCUUCAUCGCCGUCCAUCCUUUUAUAGAUUCCCAAAUUUGACGGACUAUUACGCCUCAAAAUUUGGACACACUCUUCCAAGGCACUUGUAUUCACAACACUCGUCUGGGGUAAGUGCGCGUCAUUUUUCUGACUUUUUUCUCCCGGAGGAAUAUGGCUGGCAAUUUUAUUAACCGCACUGGUCAUAUGCUCUGUGUGAACAUUGCGUUUUAAGGUGCAUUUGUGGCUGGUCUCGACGCCGGACUGGUUUACAACUCAUGGCCGAAGAUGGCUGACCGAUGGGUGCCGGAAGACUUAAUCGUACCACGCUACGGCUCUACAGGACGAAACCUGGUGGACAACCCGACAGCAGUCCAGUUCAUGCAUCGCAUGCUGGCCUACACGUCGGUAGGCUGCGUUUGCACUUUGUGGGGUCUUACGAUGAUGGCCGGUCGAGGCCGAACGGGUACACGCAUUCGCAACGCCGCUCACCUCAUGCUAGCUGCGGUAUUUGGUCAGUCAGCACUUGGCGUACUCACCCUCCUCAACUACGUUCCUGUGUCGCUUGGUGCGAUGCACCAGGGCGGCAGUCUCAUCCUCUUCUCUACUCUUUUAUGGUUUUCGCACUGUCUGCGUGCUGUGCCGAAGGUGUAA
Messenger RNA from Spirometra erinaceieuropaei, 18420 nucleotides. Lineage: Eukaryota; Metazoa; Platyhelminthes; Cestoda; Diphyllobothriidea; Diphyllobothriidae. The record is from the annotation of a GenBank genome assembly.